AUGAAUAGCUUGGAUGCAACAGAGCACUAUGAAACAAGUGCAAAUGAUCCGGCUCCGUCUCUCCUCACCGUCGUCAUCGAUACAAAUCCCCACGCCUGGACGCUCCUCGAAGACUCCCUCCCACUGUCCAAAGCUAUAGCAAACAUUCUGGUUUUUAUUAAUGCCCACCUCGCCUGCAACUACGCCAAUGAGGUCGCCGUGGUUGCUUCCCACAGCCAAAAAGCAACUUGGCUUUACCCAUGCGAACAACAUCCCGGCAGCAAAUCCUCCACGGACCAGGAUGGCGACGUCGCCAUGAAUGGUCCAGACCAUUCGCCUGCCCAGGUAAAUAAGUACCGUCCGUUUCGGAUCGUCGAGGAACAGGUCACGCGCAACCUCCGACACCUCAUGGAAUCCACCGCUGCCUCGGAUAUCCAGGCCACAACCUCCACCAUGAUGGCGGGCGCCCUGACGCUUGCGCUGAGUCAUAUUAAUCGGAGAACAAUCGCCUGGGCAGAAGCUCAUGGAGCGGAUACUGCAGCGGGCGCAACAGCAACCGGCGUGGCCCCGAGCGGAUCGCGAUCUGCUGCCGAGAACGGCAAUGAAGGUUUACAGUCGCGGAUCUUGAUCGUCUCAGUCAGCAGCUCGACCGACUCGGCCCAUCAGUACAUCCCUAUCAUGAAUGGCAUUUUCGCUUGCCAGCGCCUUCACAUCCCCAUCGACGUCUGUAAACUGAGCGGCGAUGCCGUCUUUUUACAACAGGCCUCAGACGCCACUCGAGGAAUCUACAUGUCCUUGACAGAACCCCGUGGUCUAUUACAAUACUUGAUGAUGGCUUUUCUUCCUGACCAGCGAUCUCGGAGACAUAUGGUUCUCCCCACGCGUGUUGAUGUGGACUUUCGUGCUGCUUGCUUCUGCCACCGCCGCGUCGUCGACGUUGGUUUCGUCUGCUCCAUUUGCCUUAGCAUCUUUUGUGAGCCCCCGGCAAAUGGAGACUGUCUGACUUGCGGGACCCAUCUCGAGAUGGGUGAUUAUGGGGCAAAGCCAGCUGUCGUGGCUCGAAAGAAAAAGAAGAAGAAGGCUCGUCCUAACGGCGCUUCUGGCACAGCUACGCCUAUGUCUACCCCUACUCCAGGCCCUUGA
This is a messenger RNA of Aspergillus wentii DTO 134E9, 1122 nucleotides long. RefSeq names its product TFIIH/NER complex subunit TFB4. Lineage: Eukaryota; Fungi; Ascomycota; Eurotiomycetes; Eurotiales; Aspergillaceae. Gene Ontology annotation, cellular component: transcription factor TFIIH holo complex; transcription factor TFIIH core complex. Gene Ontology annotation, biological process: regulation of DNA-templated transcription; nucleotide-excision repair. Bases 1 to 1122 code for a protein of 373 amino acids. The record is from RefSeq and is a predicted model, not a curated record. The transcript is spliced from 2 exons.